Messenger RNA from Ziziphus jujuba (common jujube), 2068 nucleotides. RefSeq names its product argininosuccinate lyase, chloroplastic. Bases 145 to 1719 code for a protein of 524 amino acids. Lineage: Eukaryota; Viridiplantae; Streptophyta; Magnoliopsida; Rosales; Rhamnaceae. Gene Ontology annotation, molecular function: argininosuccinate lyase activity. Gene Ontology annotation, cellular component: cytosol. The record is from RefSeq and is a predicted model, not a curated record. The transcript is spliced from 6 exons.
UUAAAAAGAAAGUUAUCCAGUAAAUUGUGGAUUAACCGGGAUACGGGUCAUGUAAGCACCCGAAAACAAACAAUAUCUCAAAACCUGCGAGUCGGAAACAGCCAGCCGCAGUCAAAAGCUCCAAAAAUAUAGCCGUCAUCAACAAUGGACUGCAUUCUCCAUUUCUCUCCGAAAACCACUUCACUACUGUCUUCCUUGUCCUACUCCUCCAACUCCUACUUGGCCCCAGGUCCUCGGUCCUUUCUGGGCUUGGUUUGCAGAAAUAUGCUCGGGCGAGAGGUGGUUUGCGCUGCCAAAACCCAGGUUGGUGAUGUCUCGGCCAUGGAGCCCAAACCCAAGGAGAACAAACUCUGGGGUGGCCGUUUCCAGGAAAGCGUCACCGACGCCGUCGAGAGGUUCACGGAGUCCAUCUCCUUUGAUAAGGCCUUGUAUAAGCAUGAUAUCAUGGGGAGUAGGGCCCACGCUUCUAUGCUCGCCAAACAGGGAUUGAUGAGCAUCAGUGAUAAGGACAGUAUUCUUGAAGGGCUUGAUGAGAUAGAGAGGCGCAUUGAAAAUGGUGAGUUUGUGUGGAGAACUGAUAGAGAGGAUGUGCACAUGAACAUUGAAGCAGCCCUUACUGAUAUGAUUGGUGAACCUGCAAAGAAACUUCACACUGCUCGAAGUCGAAACGAUCAAGUCUUAACUGAUUUCCGCCUGUGGUGUCGAGAUGCAAUUGAUUCGAUUAUUAAACGAAUCAAGUAUCUUCAGGUUGCACUGGUGACUUUGGCUUUGGAGAAUAAAGGCCUUAUUGUUCCUGGUUAUACACAUUUACAAAGGGCACAGCCUGUUCUUUUGCAACAUCUCCUCUUAGCAUAUGUUGAGCAGCUUGAACGUGAUGCUGGUCGUUUACUAGAUUGCAGAGCCAGGUUGAAUUUCUGCCCUUUAGGUGCUUGUGCAUUAGCUGGCACUGGCCUGCCAAUUGAUCGGUUUAUGACUUCCGAGGCUUUAGGAUUCACUGCUCCUAUGAGUAACAGUAUUGAUGCGGUGUCAGACCGAGAUUUUGUUUUGGAGUUUCUUUCUGCUAAUUCUAUCACGGCAAUUCAUCUUUCUCGACUUGGGGAAGAAUGGGUUUUGUGGGCUUCAGAAGAGUUCGGAUUUAUUACACCAAGUGACUCUGUUUCUACUGGAAGUAGUAUCAUGCCUCAGAAGAAAAACCCAGAUCCUAUGGAGCUUGUUCGUGGAAAGUCUGCUAGAGUAGUAGGAGACCUUGUUACACUUCUCACACUAUGCAAAGGACUACCUCUUGCUUACAAUCGUGAUUUGCAGGAAGAUAAGGAACCUGUGUUUGACAGCGUAAAGACAAUAUUGGGGAUGCUUGAAGUGUCAGCUGAGUUUGCACAGAACAUUACUUUUAAUCAGGAGAGAAUAAAAAAUGCUUUACCAGCUGGUCAUCUUGAUGCUACAACACUUGCUGAUUAUCUUGUGAAGAAGGGAGUGCCCUUCAGAACUUCUCAUGAUAUAGUUGGAAGGUCUGUUGCCUUGUGUGUCUCAAAGAAUUGCCAGCUUAAGGACUUGAGUAUGGAUGAGAUGAGAAGUAUAGAUCCAGUGUUUGAUACAGAUGUAUAUGAAUUUCUUGGAGUCGAAAAUGCCGUAGAGAAAUUCUGCUCAUAUGGUUCAACUGGAUCAGCAUGUGUCGCAGAUCAACUUAGCUACUGGAUGGCUAAACUUGAAAUCAGCUAAAGCCUAAUUAACGAAUAUCCCAGCAAUAUUCAUUGCUGAUUGUGGUAACAAUUGAAAACACCUAUGUUAAAGACCUUGAAAUGGUGCUGCAAUAGCAUCGAUGGAUCUUAAAAACACAAGCACUAGAACUUAGCUAAAGAUCUGAAAAGGAGCAAUUUUUUUUCGUCCGGAAGUGCUUCUGAUUUUUAAGUUUCUGUCAACAUUAGACUGAUUUUGAUUCAGUUUAAAUUAGUUUGAAAAUUCAAAAUUUUAAUGAGCAUUGCUGUAGAAUAGCAGAGUGGUAGUGUAUGUAUUUUGUAGAACUACUGGGGACAGUUACUUUUUGAAUCAAUAUAAGGUGUUUAUGAAA